AAAUGCUAAAAAGUUGAAUUAAUCAAGUUUCAAAUCAAAAUCACAGAACUACAUAAACGGUGAAUUUACAAACAACAAUUAUACAUCCCACUUUCAGAAGCUUUAAAGGAUCUACCAAUAAUACUAACACCAUCCGUUAUCAUGCUCUCUCCAUUUAACACCUUCAAGUUCAGGCUUCCCUGAACACUUCUUCCCCACUAAGUCAUAUGGUAACCAUCCCUUUCCCAGGCCGCGACCACAUAAACCCCAUGCUCUCUCUCUGCCUCCUCCCCCCAAAAACCCUAAUUAUCACCAUUAUUGUUACAGAAGAAUGACUUAACAUAAUCAGCUCCGAUCAUCCAUCCCCAUCUCUAACUUCCAAACUCCAGAUCCACUCCAUCCCCAACUUCCUUCCAUCCGAACGCACGGGCGACAACAACUACACCGAAUUCUUCAACUCCGUCAUGUCUAAAAUGGCGGAUACAGUUCAACGAGUGCUUGACGAGCUCAACCCGUUGGCUGAUAUUGUUGUCGGGGACGCGCUUUUGCCGUGGAUUGUUCGAAUAUGUGAGAAGAGGAAUGUUCCUGCCGUGUUUUUGUGGGCGGAAUCAGCUUCUUCAUGCUACACUUUGUACAAAUUCGAGCAACUUGAUGCCACCAACGGAUUGCCGGAAGAUUUCUCAGGAGUUGAAGAACUCACUUAUCUCCAAGAUGUCUCCUCCACCCACAUCGCCGGCUUACUCCCAAACGCCACCACCCUCGACCUUCUCCGCGCAAUGUCCCGUGACUACUACUGGUUCCACACAGCUCACUCUGUCCUCACCACCUCCUUCGACAACCUCGAGUCCUCCGCCAUGACCAAAAUCAGAUCAGAUUUCUCCAUCCCAAUCUACCCAAUCGGCCCCCUAAUCCCUCACCGCCUCCCCCCCUCCCCUCCUCCCUCCCCCUACCUCCAAUGGCUCGACUCCCAGCCGGAAUCUUCUGUCCUCUACGUCUCCCUGGGGAGCUUUCUCUCAAUCUCAGACUCUCAGUUAGAAGAAAUUGCCAUGGGGCUCAUGGAAAGCAAGGUGAAGUUUCUAUGGGUUUUGAGAGAUAAACCUCUUUGUGUGGAUGAAGACACGGGCCUUGUUCUGCCAUGGUGCCAUCAGCUUAGGGUUCUCUGCCAUUCCUCCGUCGGCGGGUUUCUGACUCACUGCGGGUGGAAUUCGACGCUGGAGGCGGUUUUCGCUGGAGUUCCGAUGAUCACCUACCCCUUAUUUUGGGACCAGCAGCCCAACAGUAAGCUUGUUGUGGAGGAUUGGGGGAUUGGGGUGAGGCUGAAGGAGUAUCAUGGAGAGGAGAUUGUGAGGAAGGAGCUGGUUGUGAAGAAGGUUAGGAAGCUGAUGGAUUUAGGCGAUGAGGAGAGUAAGGGGAUGAGGGAGAGGGCGGCGAGGUUGAAGGAGAUGUGUGGGGAAGCGUUGGGAGUGGGAGGGUCUUCGCAGCAGAAUCUAGAUGACUUUUUAAAGCAGUUUAUAAGUAGGAAGGUUUAGUUCCCCUUUGGGAAAUUUUAUGCGGAAGACAAAAUUUGUAUGUAUUUACAUUUCUUACACUUAGAAAGUUUGAUAUUUAUACCUAACACCUGGUUAUCCUAUGUAUUUCAUUCUUUUAAGAAGAUAGCAAUGUAAUAUUUUUACUAUGAUAUUAAAGCCCUGAGUGGUAUGCAUGUAAA
Messenger RNA from Phalaenopsis equestris, 1687 nucleotides. Its product is annotated as UDP-glycosyltransferase 87A1-like. The coding region runs from base 444 to 1508 and encodes 354 amino acids. Gene Ontology annotation, molecular function: UDP-glycosyltransferase activity. The record is from RefSeq and is a predicted model, not a curated record. Lineage: Eukaryota; Viridiplantae; Streptophyta; Magnoliopsida; Asparagales; Orchidaceae. The transcript has 2 exons.